Molecule: messenger RNA, 3041 nt
Organism: Fomitopsis serialis
Lineage: Eukaryota; Fungi; Basidiomycota; Agaricomycetes; Polyporales; Fomitopsidaceae
Product: cystathionine beta-lyase
Exons: 10
Coding region: 1-2784 (927 amino acids)
Biological process (GO): transsulfuration; 'de novo' L-methionine biosynthetic process; isoprenoid biosynthetic process
Cellular component (GO): cytoplasm
Molecular function (GO): pyridoxal phosphate binding; mevalonate kinase activity; ATP binding
Source: RefSeq, a predicted model, not a curated record
AUGCCUGAGGACCUCCCGACGCCUGAGCCGGAGUCGCCGUCACUGCCCCGCGCGAGGCAGCCCUAUAGAUUCUCGACGCUGUGUGCGACGGUGGAGACCCCCAACGCGGACCAUAAGGACCAGCAUGGGAGCUCCAGUGUACCCAUCUACCAGACGGCGACCUUCAAGGGUGUAGGUGGACAGUAUGACUAUACCCGGAGUGGGAACCCCACUAGGACUCAUUUGGAACACCACAUUGCCAAGAUCUCCUCAGCUGAACAUGCUUUCGCUGUUUCCUCCGGCAUGGCCUGUCUUGACAUCAUCACCCGCAUUCUCAAGCCCGGGGAUGAGCUCAUCGCCGGAGAUGACAUCUACGGCGGCACGCACCGUCUCCUCACCUACCUGCGCACGCACAUGGGCAUCACAGUGCACCAUGUCGACACGACCGACCCCACCACCCUUGUGCCUCACCUCACCCCCAAGGUCGCUAUGGUACUGCUGGAGACACCUACGAACCCACUACUGAAGAUUGUGGACAUUGCGCGGAUCAGCGCUAUGGUGAAAGAGAAGUGCCAGGAUGCGGUCAUCGUGGUGGACAACACGAUGAUGAGCCCGUACCUCCAGCGUCCGCUCGAGCACGGUGCGGACAUCGUCUAUGACAGUGCGACCAAGUACCUUAGCGGACAUCAUGAUCUCAUGGCUGGGAUCAUUACCUGCAACCGAGACGACCUCGGCAAGCAAAUUGCGUUCAUGAUCAACUCGGUUGGGAAUGCUCUUACGCCCUUCGACUCCUUCCUGCUCCUGCGGGGUGUCAAAACACUUGCUAUCAGAAUGGACCGUCAGCAGUCGACCGCUAUGCUCGUCGCCCAGCUUCUCUCCCGCCUUGGCUUCGUCACGCACUAUCCUGGUCUACCAAACCACCCUGGCAGGGAAAUCCACGAGCGCAUCGCUGAUGGGUACGGCGCCGUGCUCUCCUUUGAGACCGGUGACAAGGAGCUCAGCGAGCGCAUUGUCGGUGCUACUCGUCUGUGGGGGAUCAGUGUUAGCUUCGGCUGCGUCAACAGCCUCAUCAGCAUGCCCUGCGUUAUGUCGCAUGCGUCCAUCGACCCUGCUACGCGCGCCGCUCGCGGUCUUCCUGAGGACCUGAUUCGCCUAUGCGUUGGAAUCGAGGACCCUGCGGAUCUCUUGGACGACUUGCAGCACGCUCUUAUGGGAGCCGGCGCCAUCACGUAUGCCGCGGAUGAGUAUGUCCGCCUGCCGAACCCCAUCAGCCGCGCCGUCGAGAAGCUUGCCUUCAACCAGUCGCUCACGAACAGGCCCAGGGAAGACCGGGAGUGGUUCGUCAGCGCCCCGGGCAAAGUCAUCCUUUUCGGCGAGCACGCGGUCGUGCAUGGAGUCACGGCGAUCGCAGCGUCGGUGGAUCUCCGCUGCUACGGCGUGACGUCGCCCCGACACGAUAACAAGCUGUCGCUUCAGAUGACGGACAUCGGCGAUUACGUCCACGAGUGGGACCUGGACGACCUCCCCUGGGACGCCGUCACGCCGGUGCUACCAGGAGAGCAUCAUACGGACUUGCUCGAUCAGAAGCUCGUGGAUGCCAUCAUUGCCCGUGCGCUCCCAGCGCCGUCAGACAUACCGAAAGGCGCGCACGCAGCUGGGAUCGCAUUCUUGUACCUGUAUAUGAUGAUGGCGCAUGGCGGUGAGAGGCCGUCGUUCAAUUUCGCUGUGCGCUCGACCCUCCCUGUCGGCGCGGGUCUUGGGUCAUCUGCGUCAUACUCUGCGUGCAUUGCUACGGCGCUAUUGCUCCUGCACCAGCGUAUCAAGAUCCCGCCCCUCCCCGCUCCCACGCGUCCUGCGGGCGCGGACGACCCGGGACACCUGCACAUGUCGCAUCAGGGUCGUCGUGCUAUACCGCCAGACACCGCUGAGGAGGUGAACCGCUGGGCGUUCGUCGCUGAGAAGGUGCUGCACGGGAACCCAAGCGGCGUCGACAACUCGGUGGCUGUGUUUGGUGGGGCGUUGGCGUAUACACGUCCUGGGUUCGGGAAGAAGAGCGGGAUGGAGCAGAUUCAAGGCUUCAAGUCGCUGCGCUUCCUGCUUGUUGACUCGAGGGUCCCGCGUGAUACGAAGAAGCUUGUGGCGGGCGUCGCCUUGAAGAAGGCGGAGGAGCCCGAGGUCAUCAACAAGAUCAUGGAUGCCAUCCAAGCUAUCAGCGAUGAGGCACGUCGAGCUCUGGCUGAUCCUGAGCUACCUCGAUCGUCUUUGCUUGACGCACUCUCGGCAUUGAUCAAUGAAAACCAUGCCCACUUGGUGUCACUGGGCGUAUCGCACCCGUCGCUUGAGCUCAUUCGGUCGACUACUGCCGCCAACCAGUUUGGCCUGAGCACGAAGCUCACCGGUGCCGGCGGUGGUGGAUGCGCGGUCACGCUUGUCCCAGACGGCAACCCUACAGAUUUCAGCGACACAGCCCUGCAGGCCUUGGUCUCCGCGCUUGAGGACGCUAGCUUCAGGACCUACACGACGUCCGUCGGCGGGUCUGGCCUCGGCAUCCUCUCGCCAUACAACAAGGAGUACGACGAGGCUGGUCUGGCCACGCCCCCGAGACUCCUUUCGAGGACGAUUCACAUGCUGUGCCUUCUGUGCGCAAGUCCCUUAAGGAGAACUUCCGGGGCGUCGACGCUGGCUCUCUGUCAGGGUGGGCAGAGGACCUUGGUCGUUGGAUGUACGUGUAGCUGGGAGGACACGUUGAAUGCGCGCCAUGCGUGUUGGCAAAAGCAUUACAUUGGCCGGAUGCUGUAUUUAUGAGUUGUACGGUUCUGUUUGGAUAACACUGUGCGUUGUACUUGUUGAUUGUGAUUCUCAGACAGACCAAUAUAGUUCGGUCUGCGGUCGACGCACGCGGUUUCCGCAUGCCCUUCAUAGGAGAUGAUUGCGUUCAUGGACUUCCUGCCCAGGGAAGACGUGAGGUGCUCCCGAAGCUCCAAUGUACUGUCUUCUGGAGCUAGAAGACGGCUAUAUCAGAGUUAAUCUGACACGAAUGCUUGCAAUGCGGGUACUCCAGC